AGGCGCUGACGUCAUCCGAAGCGGCCGUCCUCCCGGUGUGUACGGUUAGAGUAUAGCAGACAUGUACCGUGGGUUGACGGCUGUGUGCCGCGCUUGGCGGCCGCUUCAUUCAGCUUCCCGCUGCCUGCACACCGUCUACCAGAGCGCCGAGCUGCCUGAUACACACUGCAUGCUACGGGACACAUGCCGGGAGUUCGCUGAGAGGGAGCUGCAACCUAUCGCCGCACAGCUGGACAGAGAACACCGCUUCCCGCAGGAUCAGGUCCGACAAAUGGGGCAGAUGGGAUUGCUGGCUGUGGAUGUCCCAGAGGAGCUUGGUGGUGCAGGUCUUGAUUACUUGGCUUAUUCUAUUGCUGUGGAAGAAAUCAGCCGAGGAUGUGCAUCCACUGGGGUCAUCAUGAGUGUCAAUAAUUCUCUUUAUUUAGGGCCAAUCCUGAAAAAUGCAACAGAAGAUCAGAAAAGAAAGUGGAUUACUCCAUAUUGCAGUGGCGAUAAGAUUGGCUGCUUUUCGCUGAGUGAACCAGGUAAUGGCAGCGAUGCUGGAGCAGCAAGCACAGUUGCCAGGCUGGAUGGGGAUCACUGGGUGCUAAAUGGGACUAAAUCCUGGAUCACAAAUGCAUGGGAUGCUUCUGCAACUGUUGUCUUUGCAACAACAGACAAGUCCUUGAAACACAAGGGUAUUAGUGCCUUCUUGGUUGAGAUGCCAUCACCAGGUCUUUCACUUGGGAAGAAGGAAGAUAAGCUGGGGAUCAGGGCUUCCUCCACAGCAAAUUUAAUCUUUGAAGAUUGCCGGAUACCACGUGAGAAUCUUCUUGGAAAACCUGGAAUGGGCUUCAAAAUUGCUAUGCAAACUUUGGAUGCUGGCCGGAUUGGCAUUGCAUCUCAGGCCCUGGGCAUUGCUCAAGCAGCUCUUGACUGUGCAGUAGACUAUGCAGAAAAGAGAAUCGCAUUUGGAGCACCUAUCACCAAACUGCAAGCUAUACAGUUUAAGUUGGCGGAUAUGGCCCUUGCUUUAGAAAGUGCCAGACUCCUUACAUGGAGAGCUGCAAUGCUAAAGGAUAAUAAGAAACCUUAUACUAAGGAGGCAGCAAUGGCCAAACUAGCAGCAUCAGAGGCUGCAACACGGAUUUCCCAUCAGGCUAUUCAGAUCCUUGGAGGGAUGGGAUAUGUGACUGAGAUGCCCGCUGAACGUCACUACAGAGAUGCUCGAAUCACAGAGAUCUAUGAAGGCACUAGUGAAAUACAGAGACUGGUGAUAGCCAACCAGUUAGUGAAGGAAUACCAGCAGUAAUAUACUGUACUAUGAAUGACUUGCCAAAGCCUUAAUUGCGAAAUAUUACUUCUGGGGAGUAAAAAAAUAAAAUAAAAAAACACUUUAAUGGUUGCAAUGAACAAAGAUAAUCAUCCUGUGCUAAAUCUACGAACUUUACACAAAUGCGAUUUUGUAAAAUUGUUGUUUUGUUUUAGAAGAAGGCUUUUUUACAUUUUUUUUUUUUUUUUUUUUUUUAAUUGAUUUGUUUUGCAUAUGGAAUAAUAUAUACAAGCCUGAGCACACUAUUCAGCACUAAUAUGCUUUGCCCAGCAUUCUUUGUAUAGAGCGAUAUAAAUUUCCUCUGGUCUGAAAUAUAACCUAUAGUGAAGAAGCAUGGCCAAGCCUGCCUAGGGUGGAACACAAGAUACUCUGAAGAGCAAAACAGAGAUGCCUAAAAUAGCAGACAUGAACCGCACACCUCAGUCGAUAGUGGACUAGUGCAGGCAUGAAAAAACAAAAAAAAUUGGGUCCGUGUGGAACAAACUUUAUUUUCAGUGCCACACAGUGUACUUCUCUGUGGCAGAGUGCCUGUAAUGUCUACAAUUAAUAAAACACUAAACCAGU
This is a messenger RNA of Rana temporaria (common frog), 1876 nucleotides long. It is a transcript of the gene ACADS, whose product is annotated as acyl-CoA dehydrogenase short chain. Gene Ontology annotation, biological process: fatty acid beta-oxidation using acyl-CoA dehydrogenase; butyrate catabolic process. NCBI's taxonomy places the organism in Eukaryota, Metazoa, Chordata, Amphibia, Anura, Ranidae. The transcript is spliced from 10 exons. The record is from RefSeq and is a predicted model, not a curated record. Gene Ontology annotation, cellular component: mitochondrion. Gene Ontology annotation, molecular function: flavin adenine dinucleotide binding. The coding region runs from base 62 to 1291 and encodes 409 amino acids.